Molecule: messenger RNA, 2541 nt
Organism: Olea europaea var. sylvestris
Lineage: Eukaryota; Viridiplantae; Streptophyta; Magnoliopsida; Lamiales; Oleaceae
Exons: 6
Coding region: 1075-1548 (157 amino acids)
Biological process (GO): DNA-templated transcription
Cellular component (GO): RNA polymerase III complex; nucleus
Source: RefSeq, a predicted model, not a curated record
GAGGAGAACUCAUCAAUUGAAGGCAAAAUUAAUUUUUUCCCCUACUAUUUUCUCUUUCUUUGUAGCAUUGGCUUCCUCUCAAAUACCAUAACGCAAGGAGUGACAUUGCAGAUAGAUAUCUACAAAAGAUAGAUGGUGGCACAAGAAGGCUUGCCUAUUAAUUUUUCCAUGAGCUCGUACGCAUUAAGAUGCCGAUACCUGCUAUUUUCAUCAAUUUUCUACAAAGAUUACGGAAGCUCCUUUAAAUUUUCUGUGUUGGAAUCUAUAUGUUGGUAAUAAUUCAUUUGUUUUCUUUUAUUUCAAUUUGAAGGCGUGAUUAUCUGAAUAGAUUGUGUCCGGGCAACUCUAAUGAGAAAUUCAGAUCUAAAGUUCCUACAAGAAGGUUUUUGGAGACUUUGCCAUUGAAAGAACGGUGCAAAACUUGGCGUCUUGAGUUGAUGGAACAUGGUUCUCCAAAUCAUGGAUUUGACGCUCUAAAGCACCUAGCUCUAGAUGAUUCUGUUGAAGAAGUUUUGGAAGUCCUGCAGGAAUAUGCUCGAUUAGUCCAAGGACUGUGGGUUCCAAAGAGUUCGCUGGUACAUGGAACAGAUUCAGGAAUUGAAGUUUGAGCCAGGGUCUAUAUUCUUCUAUUGUUUAGAAAGAAUCCACUAGUUAACGAUUGACAAAUACCUCAACGUCCUCAACUUCCUAAAGCAAUGAAAGACUUCCUAAAUGUAUUGGCUGUUGAGAGACCCAUCCUCCUUCAGUGAUUGGCAACUCAGAGAGCUUCCCGAUCGAAGAUUCAUAAAACUCAAUCCUACUGUUGCAAAGAAACAAGAAGAAGAAUGGGAAUCCUUGGAAAAGAAGACAAAUGAUCCUCUGUUUGGAGGAAGAAACGAACCUAGUACAAAGACUUCUUCAAAGUCUAAUGUCAUAAACAAUCCGGCCACGUCAAUGAGUUCCAGUAAAUUAGCUCUCAAAACUCCAAAUGAGGAAUCCUCGAGGACGCCAAUGCCAGAGACUUGAGAAGCUUUAAUGAAGGCCCUUUAGAACCUUUUAAAAGGCAUCAAGGUUUGCAGGAAACAUAGGAGUGUUAUGGUUUUCCUGUGGCAGUUUAGUUUGAUUGUCAAUAGAUGGAAUUUACUUGGCGCUAUGUAUGCCAGUUUUCAACAAAUUUGCCAGCGUUUGAAGGACUUGGCAGAUUCUGAGUCCGCCCGUUCCAGGGGAUUUGCCAAAGAGACAGUUGCUGCAGCAAACAGCAUUUGUGCUUUUCCUGAUGAGCUUCAGGCAAUCAUUAGUCGAUUUGCAUUUGAUAUUCAUGGUGUCUAUGUUCCGAAAUCAUUUCCAGAUCAUCCACAAUAUGAUCCAUUCAGGAAGGUUGUCAUUGAUCUUCUUAUUGCUGAAGGACCAAAAGCAAAACUCAAAGAGGUUCCCAUAGUCGAGGCUGCUAAGAUGGAACUUAAAAGGGAUAUACCUCAGAUUGGAUAUCAGAAGGUUUUACAGGAACUAUGUCUAUCACAAGGUUUUGAAUGGGUCCUUAAAAGUGGCGAUGGAAAUCCACAAAAGUAAAGUUCAUGCAACCAAAUUCUACGUUAGUCUACGAGGUAAGAAUUAGCAUAUUUACUAUGUAUUACGAUAAGUAAUAAAGUAGACACAUCUCACCACAAGACUUAAUGGAAAAUUUCUAAAUUGCAUGAAAUUCUUGAGCUUUGUGUUCAAGAAAGAAAAUCUCUGCUUAUUCUGUUUACAUGGAUCAUUGUGAUCUGUUGUUGUUUGUCUGAAUUUACCCUUAAGUGCCUUGGUAAUCGAGUUGAUGUGAUGUCUGAGUUUUGCAUUUUGAAAAGAGGAUUUACAUCGUUCCUUGAAGUUAUAUCAGUGCAUAGCAUCAGUUUAAAUCAUCCUUGAAUAUUGCCUAAUUGAUUCUCAUCACAUAUUGGAAUUUGAAAAGUUAAUAGGUCUGUUUAAUGUAAACGCAGAAGUACAUAUACACAGAACAAGGAAUGUGUGUUUACAUAUACGUAUUUGUGUUUAAACUACUAUUAAGAUGGCUGAGGUACAAAAGUCAUUUGUUGAAAAUGGUAAGGAACCUGUUUCUUUGGAAGCAGCAAGGGAUGUAUUCUUGAUAUCUCGAGUGGCUCUUUGAACAUUCAACCUUCAGUGCAGCUAUGAUGAUUUAAAAUAUACAAAGGAUACCAAAUACACUGGGGAUGAGUCUUCCAUGUAAUUAAACACAUUAAUAUAUACCAUCAGAAAUAAUAUUUUGUUAAAUAUAUAUGAUUUCAUGCUGCUACAAUAUUGUAUCCUUCUGUUAGCAUUAAUUCUUUUUCCCUUUAAAAUGUUCGGCCUUAUUGUCACUUGUCAAUACCGUGGUUCAUCCAAACAAUUCAUAUUUGAUAUUGACGAAAACGAAAAAUUAUAAUGACUUGCAAAUGUAUUAAUUCUCUUAAAUGAAUUAAAGAACCUUAGUGCUACAACCUGACUCGUGGUCGUGGUUGUCGUAUUCAAUUUAAUUUUGUGCUCCCAACCCUUGUACCUAAGUCGAAGUGAUGCAGUAGACACCUC